Molecule: messenger RNA, 1104 nt
Organism: Zychaea mexicana
Lineage: Eukaryota; Fungi; Mucoromycota; Mucoromycetes; Mucorales; Lichtheimiaceae
Exons: 2
Coding region: 1-1104 (367 amino acids)
Molecular function (GO): FMN binding; NADPH dehydrogenase activity
Source: RefSeq, a predicted model, not a curated record
AUGGCUUCCAACUCUGCUCUUUUCCAGCCCAUGAAGGUUGGCAACGCCCAACUGGAACACCGUGUUGUCCUUGCUCCAUUGACUCGUUUCCGAAGCGAUGCCAACCACGUCCCUACUGCCCUGCAAGAAGAAUACUACGCCCAGCGUGCAACCAAGGGGGGUCUCUUGAUUUCCGAAGCAACCUUCAUUUCGCCCACUGCUGGUGCUUAUCCUGGUGCUCCCGGCAUCUACACUGAGGAACAGAUCGUCGCAUGGAAGCGUGUCACCGAUGCCGUCCACGCCAAGGGUGGUAUCAUUUACGUGCAAUUGUGGCACGUCGGCCGCGCAACCAGCUCUGUCUUGUUGCCCAACAACGCGCAACCCGUGUCUGCAUCCGAAGUCGCAAUCCAAGGCCCUUGCUUGUUUACGCCUGGUAAAGAUUUCGAGGUCCCUCACGCGCUUACUGUUGAAGAGAUUGCCGGUAUUACUCAAGACUAUGCUCAAGCUGCGAAGAAUGCUGUUGCUGCUGGUUUUGAUGGUGUCGAGAUUCACGGUGCCAACGGUUACUUGCUCGAUCAGUUCACUAACACUUCCAGCAACAAGCGAACUGAUCAAUAUGGUGGCUCUAUCGAGAACCGCACACGUUUCACCCUCGAGGUUGUCAAGACCAUCUCGGAUGCCAUUGGUGCUGAGCGCGUUGGCAUUCGUUUGUCGCCAUGGAGCGAAUUCCAAGAUAUGGCCGAUGAAACCCCAUAUGACACUUGGUCCCACAUUGUCCGCGAGCUCAAGGCCCAUCAUGCCAACAUGGCUUACUUGCACAUGAUUGAGCCACGCGAUGACUUUUCUCGCAAAACCGAAAACGAUACUGUCAACACUUUGGAUCCUUUCCGCGAGUUGUGGAAGGAUGGCGUUUUCAUGUCCGCUGGCGGUUACACAACGAAGCCUGAGCUUGCCACUGAGGUUGCCGAUAAGACUGGCAACUUGAUUGCCAUUGGCAGAGCCUUCAUUGCCAACCCUGAUAUCGUCUACCGUCUCAAGAAUGGUGUGCCUUUGACUAGAUACAACCGCGACACUUUCUACACCCAAGGUGCUGUUGGUUACACCGACUAUCCCUUUGCUGAGUAA